Messenger RNA from Oxyura jamaicensis (ruddy duck), 2849 nucleotides. RefSeq names its product zinc finger RANBP2-type containing 2 (gene ZRANB2). NCBI's taxonomy places the organism in Eukaryota, Metazoa, Chordata, Aves, Anseriformes, Anatidae. Bases 91 to 1095 code for a protein of 334 amino acids. The record is from RefSeq and is a predicted model, not a curated record. Gene Ontology annotation, molecular function: RNA binding; lipopolysaccharide binding. Gene Ontology annotation, biological process: RNA processing. The transcript is spliced from 10 exons.
GCAGUCCGCGCGGAGAAGGGCCCCGGCCCUUCCUUGCCCCCCCCCCCUCCCCCCCCCGUCCUCCCGCGGCUCGGCGGCGGCGGCCCCAAGAUGUCGACCAAGAAUUUCCGCGUGAGCGACGGGGACUGGAUCUGCCCCGACAAGAAGUGCGGGAACGUGAACUUCGCGAGGAGAACCAGCUGCAACCGUUGCGGGAGAGAGAAAACCACGGAAGCCAAGAUGAUGAAGGCCGGGGGCACGGAGAUCGGGAAGACGCUGGCGGAGAAGAGCCGCGGCCUCUUCAGCGCCAACGACUGGCAGUGCAAAACAUGUGGUAAUGUGAACUGGGCCCGAAGGUCAGAAUGUAACAUGUGUAACACUCCCAAGUAUGCCAAAUUGGAGGAGCGGACAGGAUACGGAGGAGGAUUUAAUGAACGAGAGAAUGUUGAAUACAUAGAACGUGAAGAAUCAGAUGGGGAGUAUGAUGAGUUUGGUCGCAAAAAGAAAAAGUAUAGAGGAAAGCCAGUUGGUCCUGCGUCUAUCCUGAAGGAAGUAGAAGAUAAGGAAUCAGAAGGGGAAGAUGAGGAGGAUGAGGAUGAAGAUCUUUCCAAAUAUAAAUUGGAUGAGGAUGAGGAUGAAGAUGAUGCUGACCUCUCAAAAUAUAAUCUUGAUGCCAGCGAAGAAGAAGACACUAAUAAGAAAAAGAAAUCCAAUAGGCGCAGUCGUUCUAAAUCCCGAUCUUCCCACUCACGAUCUUCAUCGCGCUCAUCCUCUCAUUCAAGCUCAAGGUCUAGGUCCAGGUCCCAUUCAAGAAGUUCUUCCAGUUCCAGAUCAAGAUCUCGUUCCAGUUCCAGAGAACACUCUAGAUCUCGUGGGUCGAAAUCAAGAUCCAGCUCCAGGUCCUACAGGGGGUCUUCAACCCCAAGAAAAAGAUCUUACUCAAGCUCUCGUUCGUCAUCAUCCCCUGAGAGAAGCAAGAAGCGAAGUCGUUCUAGAUCUUCUUCAUCUGGUGAUCGCAAAAAAAGACGAUCGAGAUCACGGUCACCCGAAAGACGCUGCAGAUCAUCAUCUGGAUCUUCCCAUUCUGGUUCCCGUACAAGUUCUAAAAAGAAAUAAUGUAUUAAAGGUCACAUCUUAAAAAAAAAAAAAAAUCCAGUCAGUGCAUGAGACAUUUUUAAGAAGUCGGUGUCUUACUUGGUCAGAAGUGCUAAAUCUGCUAGUAGAGGUGCAUGUCUGUCCUUGCUUUCUGGAAAACUGCAGCUUUGUUCAUUCAUGAAACAAAAAGUGAGAUAGCAUUUUAAGCCAUAAACUCCCCAGAGGAGGUGUGAAGUUUUUUGGGUUUUGUUUGUUGUUUUGGUUUUUGGAGUAAGGUUUUUUUAUCAUUAUUUUGAAAGAUCCAGUUACUUGAUUUCUGGCGCUCUUAUGUAUGAGCAGUUGUGGGUUGGAUAUGUUCGAAUGCAACUCUGCUCUUCAUGUGGCAAUUAAAAAAAGUAUCUGAGGAUAUCGGAGGAACCCAUGAACUUUCUGCAUCCAGCUCCUUGUUUGAUGUAGCUCUUACGGGACCACAAAAGAUUAGCGUAGCAGUAGGGCUGUUGUUGCCUUUUGGAUCAAAGUAGUGAGUUCUUUAGGUCGAAGUAUUUUUUGUUUUUCCGUGUUUAAGUAAAAGUGUAGAUCAGUGCCCCCCUCCUUCUCUUCUGCUCAGUGCAGAACAGCUAUUAAGUACGCAGCCCAUUGUACAGUUCUGUAGAGUGAAAUGGACUUCAUUCCUUCAAGGCGAGGAUGUUUGAGACGUGGGGCACUAUCCUCGCCAUGGCUCAAGUCUCUUAGCUGCCAGUGCCUGUCUGUAGGAACUGUUCGCUGCAGUCAGCGAAGUGCACUUUCUGCAGUUGGUACUGGCUGCAGUAUUUUCACAUGCAUGGAUCCUGGACUGUGCGAUCCUUUCUUACAAAAGGAUCGUUCAGGAGCUACUCUUGAGGAGGAAUAUGGAACUAGCUUCUUGGAAUCAAGUGAAGUUUCUGCAGGCCAUCUGUAAAAUUCAUUUUCGGCAGACAAAUUUUCAAGGUAUCUGAAUUUUAUUUAUAUUUUAAAAUUAAUAAACUGUAGAAAGUUCUGACAUCUUAAAUGUGUUCUUCAUCAAUCACUCUUUUUCCCUUAAAUGUUUAAUUUAUGGCUUAAAAUGCUUUAUGGAAUUUAUUUUACUAGUAAUAUCACAUUAAAACGUGGUCUCUCUUGAGCUCCGUUUGAUUAAGAAAGGUUUAAGUAUCUUCAGUGCCAUCGCAAGGUAAGUAUGUUAAGGAAAAUUAUUCUUUUUAAGCAAGCAAACAGCAAUAUAUCUACAAUUACUUCAAUUGUAAAACUUAAAACCCAUAGUAGACAGCUGAUUUUUAAAAUGAACUGCACCAAAACAAACGGAGCAAAACUAAAAACUGCAUUCUGCUUUUUUUUUUUUAAAGACACUUCUUUUGGACUAUUAUAAGUAACGUUUUUUGGUGUAGAAAUAUUUUGAUAAUCUUUUUGCAGAAAAAAAGCCCUGCAAUUUCUUCUUUAAUGCUUUCUUUAUAUCUAACUUCCAUGCUAAAUGUGUGUAGAUUGCACAAGAGCAGGUUAGUCUUGUAACUGUGCCUCUGAUGACUUUAAAGUCCAACUACUAAAGUGUAAAAAUCAGAUCUAAUAGAUGCUAUGUUGUUACCCCUUAGUUUUUUUCUUGUGCUUUGUAUUAAAAUUGUUGCUGUACUUAACAGAUGAAAAUUUUUAAAUUUAGCAAGUGAUAGCCUACAGACAAAGGAAAAUUAUGAUUUCAUUUGGCUUAGAUGAAAUGUAAAGCAAAACAAUUCUGUAGACGAGUGUAAAUAAAACCUGUGAGUCAACUA